Molecule: messenger RNA, 3285 nt
Organism: Nothobranchius furzeri (turquoise killifish)
Lineage: Eukaryota; Metazoa; Chordata; Actinopteri; Cyprinodontiformes; Nothobranchiidae
Gene: sptssa
Product: serine palmitoyltransferase, small subunit A
Biological process (GO): ceramide biosynthetic process
Cellular component (GO): serine palmitoyltransferase complex
Molecular function (GO): serine C-palmitoyltransferase activity
Source: RefSeq, a predicted model, not a curated record
GAACCAAAGACCUGGGACGUGGUUCAUGACCAAAGAUGGAGUCGCAUGUAGAUAAAUGAUAAAUGACCCGCACUUGUAUAGCGCCUCUCAGAGUAAGGACUCCAGAGCGCUUUACACUACAGUGUAUCAUUCAUCCAUUCACACACACAUUCACACACUGAUGGUGGUGAGCUACGAUGUAGCCACAGCUGCCCUGGGGCACACUGACAGGCGAGGCAGCCAAGCACUGGCCCCACCGGUCCCUCCGACCACCACCAGCAGGCAAGGUGGGUUAAGUGUCUUGCCCAAGGACACAACAGCAGAAUUCUCUGUCUGGAGCCGGGAUCGAACCUGCAACCUUCUGAUUACUGGACAACCAGCUCCACCUGUUGAGCUACUGCUAGAGCAUAGAGGCUGUUUUCCAUAGCAGGUGUGACUUUUGCAUCUUGUGGUGGAUCUGUUGGGUAAACUGGGAGCUCAACAGGAGCGGUGUCAGACCAGAUGUUUUUCUGGAUGUGUUGCUGAAAAGUCCAGUUGUUGUUUGUUUUGUUAAGGUUCUUGUAUGAAGGCUCAGUAAAGUCUGCACCCUGACCUACUGGGUAUUGGGCAAAUCAUGCAAUGUGAACAUAUAUUCAGCCAGCCGGUUUUUUUUUUCUGUUACUGACUGCACCUUUAAAUGUGGAUGCACCAGGUAGAGAAGUCAGCUAGUCUGAAUAUUACAAUGCUAAUAUCCACUUCUGUUUCUCAUGUGCAACAAAACCCCUAAGCUCACAGACCACAGGUGCACCUGUUCAGAACGCUAACUAGCCAAUGGCUGCUUCUAGAUAGGGUGAAGAUGUUACCAGACAAUCUGGUCCCACAGCCAUCUCUGGGGUUUACAGAGAAUGAUUCAAAUUGAUCAACAAUCCAGUGAGCAUCUGUUGUAUGGAUGGCAUUUAUUUUUUAUGCCAAGAGAAGUCUGGGAAGUCUGAUUUGAGAUAUGAUAUAAAAGUCAGAAAUAACCACAAGAGACAGGAAAACCAUUAGCUGAUCUGAUGAUCUCAAUUUCAGCUGCAACAUGCAGUCAGAAUCGGACGCAUGGCAUCUGCAUCUUGCCCAGGGACACUCAUGUUUAUGUUGAUGUAUUAAGGGGACACUUUUGUCCAAAGCGACUUACAAGUGCUAAUGAAGCCACCAGGUAGUCCCUGAGGCUAACAACAAACACUAAUCAGUCCUAGGUGGUAAUGAGGCAGCUAAAUGAGCGGCAACAUACUGUGUAAACGCACCUUGUAGCACUGUCUCUUAUUUUGAAAACCGGAAGUUGGGGCUCCCGUGUUGCGUCAGAGGCGCGUAUCGGAAGACGGAGUUGUGAUUGACUGAUUUUACCGACGUCACACUACCAGGAAACAGUAGCAGAAAGAUAAGGGAAGUUGGGACAAUGGCCCUCGGAGACUGUUGGAAGCAGUUGUCCUGGUUUUAUUACCAGUAUCUUCUGGUGACUGCGCUCUACAUGCUGGAGCCCUGGGAGAGGACCGUGUUUAAUUCUCUGUUAAUCUCUGUGGCCGGCAUGGCCAUCUACACUGGCUACGUGUUCAUGCCGCAGCACAUCAUGGCCAUCCUGCACUACUUCGAGGUUGUCCAGUGAGAAGGUGAUCCUGGCCGUCCACUAACUCGUCGCCGGGGUUCGUCCUUGUCCAUCGGUCCACCAACUGUCCGGGCCUCGGCAGAACUUUUCUCCUUUUUCACCCAAACUAAUUCAUCAACAAAGGUUAAAGCUGUGAACACCACUGGAGCCCACGUAGGACCAUUCAGCUUUCUGUUGAGUCUGAAAUUUCCAGUAGUGUUUAGUGUGGUGGAAAAGCACCGAGCCCCUGUUGAAGUUCGGCUUUUUCCCUCACCAAAGUGCAUUUUACCUUUUUGAAAAUCACUGUUAAGUGUCCUGAACUAUUUUUUCCCCCUUAUUUGUUUGUUUUCUCUUCAUUUAGGCCUCAAAUAUCUUUAGAUUACUUCUGUGACACAAGACUGAAGGGCAUAAUCUGGGAUUGGGCUCAACUGGUCUCAUCCUGUUGAUGUCUCCUGUGUUGUGAACGGGUUAGGGUUCUGUAACAAUAAUAUGCCGCAGUCAUUUAGAUUUUCAUCAUUAGUGUUGGGGGUUCAGGCCAGUGAUGAAAGAUGAGCAGAGCCAGGAAGUGAAUCCAGAUUGGGUGUGUUGUUUUGUUUUAUAUUUAUUUACUGGAAACGGAUGAAUGUUCAACCCUUCUGCUUCAGAUGCUUCCAUGUUCUGAACACGCAGAAAGAUGAUGACUAUCUUAUCAUAAAGGAACUGGUUUUCUAAAUGUUUGUUUCUGUCAAUGUUUUCGAACGCGCCAGUUCACAAAAAUACUACAACGGACUACGUUUCAGGGCUGGAGCUUUCUUCAGUUAAUGAGAAAAAAUACAGGAAGAUGAGGAAAAAGUAAAUUCAUCCAGAUAAAUGGAAAUGAGCUCAUUUUAGUAGCCGGUAAAUCCAGCCUUUUGACGACACAGCCGACCAACCAGACUAAAGCUGCCUCUGGAUCGGUCCUAUUUGAGGUGGAGCUGAAGUCCUCACUGACAAAUCUGCUCUAGUAGCUGCUGCAACGUUCCUGGGCUGCUGCUGGCGCCGGUUUCAUUCACUUCUCAGCUGGAAAAGGAUGUUAAUGGUUGUAAUUAAUCAGGUGAGAGGAGCAACGUGAAGUACAAAUACUUUUUUAUCAUGUUUAAUACAAGGGAGCAUUAGGGCCACUGAAAAAAGAAAUUAUGUCUCUGAAAUCUGAGUUAUUUUGUUUGUUUUUUUUCCCCGUGUCCCUAAUCCGCUUCCAUAACUUAAAUAUUGACCCCCUUUUAGAAGGAAAAGCUACUCCAAACCAAACCUCGGUCCAGAGGUUUGGAGGUUUCAGUCCAGUAGAUUGAAGUUAUUCCCAAAAUCUCUGUGUUGGUUUCUUACUGCCGCUUACGGUUUUAAAAACCGAGUUAAAGCAGUAGAAUUCUGAGAAGUACACGCCGGUAUUCUUAAGAUAAGAAUAAGCAUCUACAACUCCAGAUGACAGGCGGGAGGGGCGCUGCUUUUCAUAAAUUUGAGAAAAAAAUGUCUGUAUUUAGUAACUUUAAACUGUAAAGCAAACUACUGCAGAUUCCUCACCAAACUGUGACUUCCUCCCUGCCAAACUGUAUUUUUCCUUCAUGAUGUAUACUUGUAUACAUGUUUGUAAAGUUUUAUAUGUUGGCAUAAAAACUUUUUUGUGAGCUAACUGCGAAACGUUUCAAUAUAUCAGGAAUGCAUUAAAAUAUUUGGCUACGUUUGUUUUA